AGAAUUCGACUUCUGGACGAGAUCUGCAAUCCAAGAUGGCGGCAAGACGGUCUUGAUUUAUUGACUUGUCAUAAAAAACAUCAAAAUCUCGUUUUAUUCAAUCGGAACCAACGAGAGACAAUCGCCAAAGCAUCAAGACACUGUUUGGAAGUCGCCAGAAAUUGAACUCGUCACCAUGCGUCGUGGGCGUGGCCCCGCCUCAGCCUCCAGCACAGCCUCCUCCAGCUCCGCCCUGUUUGGAGGGGAGUCGGCCACCUCGUCCCCCGCCCUGGAUACCCGCAUCCCGGACUUACUGAAGGAGCUACAUCAACUCAUACAGCAGACACAGGAGGAAAGGGCCCGCAGUGAGCACAACCUCACCAACAUUCAGAAAACACACGAGAGAAUCCAGUACGAACAGAAGGGCAAGUCCAAAGGUACAUCCACAGCCGUGUCUCCAUAUUUCAAGAGCAAGCUGAGAGGCUUAUACAGCACAGCUAAGGCUGACGCUGAAGUAGAGGCAGACCUGCUGAGAAAAUGCUUGGACAAGAUUGCUCAAAUCAAGGCCAUUCGGAAUGAGAGGAGAAUAGCUGCUAAGAGUGCAGGAAUCUUUAUGGAACAAGAACCACCAAGGAAAACCAUGCGGCGUGGUGUGCUGAUGACUCUACUGCAGCAGUCUGCUAUGACACUACCACUGUGGAUAGGCAAGCCUGGAGAGAGCCCCCCUCCCCUGUGUGGCGCGGUCCAGGCAGGGUCGGACUAUGUGGCUAAACCAGGAGACAAGGUGGCGGCGAGAGUGAAGGGGCCAGACGGGGACGAACAGUGGAUCCUAGCGGAAGUGGUCUCCUUUAAUACAGGCACUAACAAGUAUGAAGUGGACGACAUUGACAGUGAAGAAGGGAAAGAGAGACACACCCUGAGCCGUAGGAGAGUCAUCCCACUGCCCCAGUGGAAGGCAAAUCCUGAGACAGACCCAGAAGCACUCUUCCAUAAAGACACGUUGGUGCUAGCCUUGUACCCACAGACCACAUGUUUCUACAGAGCCCUGAUACAUGCGCCUCCCACAAGGCCACAGGAUGACUACUCAGUGCUGUUUGAGGACACCUCCUACGCUGACGGCUACUCCCCUCCCCUCACGGUGGCACAGCGAUACGUGGUGUCCUGUAAGGAAAGCAAGAAGAGAUAGUCCCUCCACUUGGACCUCAAAACAACCAGUGUAGUGUUCAUCCUAGUCUAGCUCCGGUUUUCUCCGGAGUUUGCUUUGCUUGCCAAAUACUGUAAAUUCAUUUACGUUCGCAGAUAUUUGACUUUGCGGUAGCAGGAAAAAUGACUUUUCGCGGUGGUUUAUAUUCGCGGUAGCACCAUGCACUGUAGCCUCUUACUGCCAUGGAAAAAUGUUUGUGGUGGUUUAAGUUUGCAUUGUGGUGGUUUUACGUUCGCAUUAAAGCAGACACCGCAAAAACCGUGACCAUUAACUUAAACCACCGCGAAAGUUUCUGCAUUUACAGUAGUUAGGCACCCGUUGAUAAAGAAACUAUUGGCAUUUUUGUAAAUAUUCACCAAAAAUGUCCUCAUAACAAGGUGGUAACACACAUAAUGAGACUCGAACGGGCGUUUGGAAGUUCGAUCCCCUUUACACUGCCUCUACAAAAUAUUCCAUCCCUGAAAUAAUGCAGUAGGUAAAGCUAAGAGCACAACCUGCUUUACGUGCAAUUUGUCCAUACUUUUUUUUUUAAGGCCACGUCCACCACGUAUUUCUGAAAAUGUUCAGACUGUACAGGGCAGGCUUGUUGCCUAUACGGGGGUGAAUCCGCGGCCCGAUGGCACACAAAGUUUUGCCUGCACGUAAAGUUCUACGGCAUGUCUGCGUGAUCCCAAUCUGUCGGAUUCCCCACUAUAUAGUUCGUACGGAGGCGGAACUUACCACUUCUGAAUCCCAAAAGAUUGCCCAUGUUUUGGCACGUAGACAGCACGUAUUUACACGUACAGCGGGUUGUGCCCUUAGCUUAAGGACCAAACAUUUUAAUGGGGACGGGGCACAAUUCUCUGCAUAGAAGCAAUAAGAAGAGCAAACUCGAGCUAGAAUAGAAUGAAUACCAGGCCAUCAGACUACUGGAUUGUUUAGCAAUUGAUAUUGUCUGUACAUACAUGUAGCUGCCUUCUAUGUUAGUAACGUUAUAUAAACUAAAAUAGUACAUGUAAACAUGUGGUAAUAACAAAUACUUGUAUCAAGUAAUACCUGUGAUAGGACGUCAAAAUAACUACAGUACAGGAAACUUCUCACAAGUUGACUUCCAUAUGAACGAUGACAUCCUAUGUCCAACAAAGAAAAUAUGCUGAAUGCUGUUUGACUUCUUUUCUUGUUACAAUACUCAUGUACAUAUACAAGAGUACAUGAGUUUUUUUUAUUUAAAGUUAGUUACAACUUCCUAUUCCAAAAAGGGGUCUCUUUUAUUUUUACUUGUAUGUGCCAGUAGAGUUUGUAUUGAUAGUUUAUGUAAAUUCUUUAUAAAUUUCAAUAAAGGACCAUAUAUGAUGCCA
Molecule: messenger RNA, 2520 nt
Organism: Branchiostoma floridae (Florida lancelet)
Lineage: Eukaryota; Metazoa; Chordata; Leptocardii; Amphioxiformes; Branchiostomatidae
Product: SAGA-associated factor 29-like
Exons: 12
Coding region: 176-1165 (329 amino acids)
Cellular component (GO): SAGA complex
Source: RefSeq, a predicted model, not a curated record